Fulvia fulva is the source of this 447-nucleotide messenger RNA. RefSeq lists its product as uncharacterized. NCBI's taxonomy places the organism in Eukaryota, Fungi, Ascomycota, Dothideomycetes, Mycosphaerellales, Mycosphaerellaceae. The transcript is spliced from 3 exons. The record is from RefSeq and is a predicted model, not a curated record. Bases 1 to 447 code for a protein of 148 amino acids.
AUGUCGCCAGCCAGAGAAAACAGCUCAGUGCUAUGCGCUCAAAGCAACGACGGAAACCGAAAUGCCUCGUCUGAAAUCGACUUUACGGGCGCUUGGCGCGCCUACAGUGACCGAUGGCAUAGGCCUGAGCUCGGCCUGCGAUCAAUCUACAACCAUAGCAGCCGAGCUUAUAACAGGGACUUUUGGGGAAAGCAAGAGGUCAUCGAUAUUGUGCUUGAACUUGGUCUGCAGACUUUCGCCAAAAUCACGCAACGCCUCGAGAGGACAGCAGCACAGAAAGACUACACAAGGCCGUACCUCACGGCUGGAAAGCUGGCGCUUGAUGCCUUCGGACUCGCUCUCGCAGGGUCAGCCCCACCGAAUAACCCUCUGGACGUGGUUUUCGUAUCAAUAGAUUUCGAAGGCGCUUCCAACGGACGCGGUGCGAACGGAUUCGGGGCAACAUAA